AUGGGGAUGGAGAUGGAGCAGGAAUUGGAAUGGAAUAAAGCGCAGAGCAUUGAGAUAAGUGUUGACCUUUUAUCUGCUGCUAAAAGACAGCUCAAGUUUCUCGAAGCUGUCGAUCGGUGCCGUUGGCUCUAUGAAGGCCCUGCUCUAGAUAUGGCUAUUCACAGGUAUAAUGCAUGUUGGCUUCCCUUGCUGGCAAAACAUUCUGAAUCACCACUCUUUGAAGGUCCAUUGGUGAUCCCUUUAGAUUGUGAAUGGGUUUGGCACUGUCACAGGCUCAAUCCAGUCAGGUACAAACAAGACUGUGAGGAGUUCUAUGGAAAAACCCUUGACAACAAAAAUGUAGUCUCUACUUUGGAAGGAACUUCCAGAAAUUGUACUGAAGCAAUUUGGAAAAAAUUGUACCCUGGCGAGCCUUUCGAACUGGGCAAUACAAAUUCUCCUCAAGAUAAUACGCCUGUAAAGACAGUAGCUGGAGAAAAAUACACAAAGUACGAUCUGGUCUCGGCCGUCCAGAGACAGAGCACCUUCUUUUACCAGGUGUCCAGACACCAUACGAGCGAUGAUCGUUACAUGGAAGGAGCCGUGGCCAGGUACAAAGGCUUUCUCCACCUGAUCAAGCGAAAUAAAGAGAAAGGCGUGAAGAGCUUCUCGGUCCCGACUUACGACAUUGACCUCAUCUGGCACACACACCAGUUGCAUCCGGUUUCUUACUGUGGGGACCUCAUAAAGAUAAUGGGAAAGGUUUUAGAGCACGAUGACACAGAUUCCGACAGGACCAAAGGUCAGAAGCUGGAUGUUGGAUUUUCGGGGACCACCAAGAAGUUCGAGGAGAUGUAUGGCUGUAGGUACUGGCGAGCUGGGGCUAUGUACCGGGGUGCAGCCCCGUCUCCUGUAAGAACGGCCCCUUAUUACGGUGCUACAACCAAGAUGGAGCCCACUUGUGAUGGGAACGGGAAAAUAUCUUUACCUGCUGUGCAAGCCUUUGAGGUCAUGUUGGAGUUUGUGGGUGUAAAGAAUCUUCCAGAAGGACACAAGGGAAGCCUCAUCGUGUCCUUCAGUAAAACACAACCUGAUGCGAUCUUCAAUGCAACAAGAAGCCUCACAAUAUUCUCAGAAUCCGGGGAAAAGCAAGUUGCGUACUUCCAAUGCCAAGCUUCUGGGCGCCUGCUGUUUGAACUCGAGUCCAUUUCGUCUUUGAGUUUACCGCUAGCAAAGCCAUCGAAAACUCUGGGUACAACUUCAAUAUCUCUUGAAGAUUUUCUAUCUGCAGAAUCUGACCUUGCAGUUGAAAAAUGGCUCGAUUUGGUGCCAACUUCAAACAAGGAAACGAAGCCUAUAGGUUUACGAGUGGCUAUUUCAGUUACUAUACCUACUCCAGCACCAUAUCUACUUGAUAUGAUGAGCUCUCGACCGAUCUGGAAAAGCUCUUGCUUAUUCCCACUGCCAUUGAGGGCUCAAUUCGCUAAAAGCUGGACAAAUGUCACUGAUGAGACUGGAAACCUGGUGCUUAGCCUGCACAUGAGAGAUUUCAAGAAGUCAAAGGACAAGAAAGAAUGCAGAAAAAGAACAGUUGUUGGAAUCACUGGAAAAGGUGAAACAUGUACUUUGGCCGAGUUUGUUGGGUCAGAAUGGUCGAUCGUGGAUUCACCAUGGUCCCUUAAGCUUCCAGAUACAACCAAUGACGAUGGACACCUCUUGGAGCUGAUUGGUCCUGAGACUGUACGACUUUAUCCUGGUGGAAGGUUGGAGCAUGAGCCGAAGAAGUGUGAGAGGCAUAAGUCCGAGGGUCAACUCGAACGCCACCUAAUUACGGCUGUAAAAUUCUCUGCCAAAGAUCCAUAUGGGGAUUCAGUGGCAUUACUUGACUUGAAAUCAGGCACUAUCAAGGUGAAGGAAGAAUGGUUCCUUGAGCCUAGUAUCAUACUCACAUUUAUAUUAAAGAAAGACGGGUAUAACAGUCUGAUAUCAGGAGGCAGAGUUGGGAGAUCUAAAGUAGAAAGUGAAAGUAAUUUGGUGUGUUUGCAAACGGAAGGCAGUGUUGAUGUGGGAGCUAAAGAGAAUGGUUUGAUGGCAGAAAACACUAAGAAGAGUGUGAGCACCGGUGGAUGUGGGGGCGGCGGUUGUGGUGGCUCCGGUGGGUGUGGAAACAUGGCGAGGAGCAGCUCCUGUGGUGGUUCCGGUGGAUGUGGUGGCGGGGGCAGCUGUGGAAAUUUGGUGAAAAGCGGUGGGUGUGGUGGUUCCGGCGGCUGUGGUGGUGGGUGUGGUGGUUCUGGCGGCUGUGGUGGUGGGUGUGGGAACAUGGCAAAGUGUGGUGGCUGUGGUGGUUCGGGUGGCUGUGGCGGUGCGUGUGGGAACAUGGCGAAAUGUGGUGGAUGUGGUGGUUCUGGCGGGAGUGGUGGUUCGGGUGGGUGUGGAAACAUAGCUAAAAGUGGAGGCUGUGGUGGUUCCGGUGGGUGUGGCGGCUGUGGAAAUAUGGCCGCCAAGUAA
Messenger RNA from Striga hermonthica, 2487 nucleotides. NCBI's taxonomy places the organism in Eukaryota, Viridiplantae, Streptophyta, Magnoliopsida, Lamiales, Orobanchaceae. The record is from the annotation of a GenBank genome assembly.